Messenger RNA from Dermatophagoides pteronyssinus (European house dust mite), 4702 nucleotides. RefSeq lists its product as uncharacterized. Gene Ontology annotation, molecular function: protein binding. The record is from RefSeq and is a predicted model, not a curated record. NCBI's taxonomy places the organism in Eukaryota, Metazoa, Arthropoda, Arachnida, Sarcoptiformes, Pyroglyphidae. Gene Ontology annotation, cellular component: nucleoplasm.
UUAGAAUUUAGAAAAGAUACUUGAAUAAAGAUAAAUAAUUAUAAACAAGUGAAAACUUUUAAUGAGAUCUCAUGAAGAAUUUAUUCAGUGAUCGUUCACAUUCGACUAAACAUCAACAAUCAUCACCAUCAACGUCGACCAUUGUAAAAAGAUCGACAAUAGCAAAAACUACUACACCUAAUAAUAAUAAUGUCCAUCCAAAUUAUCAUCAUACCAAUGAACAUAGUAAUAGUAGUAGCAAUGAUUCUUUAUCACGUAAAUAUUUGAUGUCCAGUCAUAAGAAACUUCGUUCAACAAAACAAUACUCUAAAUCAUCAUCGUUGUUCAUAUCAAGCGAUUCCAAAUUAACAACAUUCAACAAUAGUUUACGUCAUAAUCAUCACAAUUUAAAAAUUAGUGGUAAACGAAAAGCUAAUACAAAUAAUUCACAACGUUCAAAAACUAUUAACGGCAAAGUGUUUCAACGAAAAUCUCAAACGGCCAAACGAAAUUUAAUAACGGGUUCAUCUUCAUCAUCACGUCGACGUUUGACAUUUAACGAUGUUGUAACAUCUGGAAGCCAUAUUGAUGAGGAUAAUGAUGAUGAUGACAGUCAAAACAUUGAUGAUGAUGAUGAACAGGAUCAUGAUGGAGAUGAUGAAAAUUCUAUGAAUGCCAAUGAUAAUGAUGAAGAAAAUGAAUUGUCUAACAAUUCUUCACAUGAUGGACAUGAAGUUAUGAUCGGUGAUCAUGAAUCCGGUUCAUCAUCAUCAAGAAAAGGAAACAAAACCGAAUCAUUCAAUACUAAUAAAUUAUCAUCAUUACCCGCAUCUAUUGUCGGUAGCAUUACGGCACCGUUCUCAUUGCGAAAACAGAUAGAAUUAGCCGUUCAGCUUUCUAUUGAUGAACUAUCCGUUGAUAAUUCGAUAUCAUCAAGUCAAACACCAUUUAUUGAAUCAAAAUCUCGAUCGAAUAGUCCGAAAUUGUAUCAUCAAAAUUCUCAACAGCAGCCGGCUUCAACAACAACAUCCACCAACAAUCGAUUAUCUGAUUCAGAAUCCUCAAAUCUUUCGAAUCAGGAUACACACUCAUCUUCAUCUUCAUACCAUCAUUCACAAAGUGGUGAAGAUUCAUCUUUACAUCACCUAAAUCCGCAAUACACACAUCCAUCGUCCUCAUCAUCAUCGCCAGCAUCUGCGACAACGGCAUCAAGAAAAUUUUUUCGUAAUAACAAAGGUGAAACUGAACUUCAUUUGGCUGCCAUCCGUGGUGAUUUUGGCCGAUUGGAACAUUUGCUUCAAUUGAACAACGGCGUUUUUAAUUGCAUUUCAAAAAAAUCAACUCGAUCCAUUCCGAUUGAACAACCAUCAUCAACUUCAUCAUUAUCCGAUUCAUUUCAUUGUAUAAAUACAACUACAUCGACUGCGACAGCGUAUGAUAUCAACAUACAAGAUUUUGCUGGUUGGACAGCAUUGCAUGAAGCCUGCAAUCGCGGCCAUACACAAGCUGUUCGUGUAUUGGUCAAUCAUGGUGCCAAUGUGAAUGCUUCGGCUCAAUGUGGAACAACACCUCUGAUCGAUGCUGCAUCAAAUGGUCAUCAAACUAUUGUCAAGAUUUUAUUGAAACACGGUGCAAAUCCAUUGCAACAAAACAAACGAGGACAAUCGGCCAUCGAUUUAGCUUAUGACGAACACAUCGAAGAAUUACUUCGCAAUCAUUUGGAAAAUAAACAACAAUCGAAAUUUAUUUCGUCAUCAUCUUCGAGCAAGAAAAGUGUUCAGCCUUCUGGUAAAGACAGUGACGAAGAAUCAUUAACCAAAUCGGAAAACCGAGAAGAUUGUAAUCAAUUGCAGUUAAAAGAAGACGAAAACGAACAAAGCAUAGUCAAAUUUAUAACAUCAACAUCCGAACAAACGAUUCGUGACCAACAUUCACCACUGUACAAUCAAACAUCCGAUAAAUUGAUUAUGCCGAGCCAACAAACUACAUCUAUUACAAAUACAACACCUACAACCACAGUCACGACCACACCACAAACGCCAUUGACAGUAUCGUCACCACCUCUACAUGUAUCAUCAUUCGCCUCACCGGUAUCCACUUUAUCAUUGACAAUUUCUUCAUCAGUCAUUACAACAACAAUUAGUUCUGGGAAUGGAACAAAUACUGAAACAGCAGCGACGACUGUAUCUGCAUCUUCGAAGCUAACACCUGUGUCCACGACAACAACCAAUAACGACAAUAAUAGUGAUUCUUCUGGACAAAAAUCAGCUUUUGAAAAUGAUGAUAUAAAAUCGAGUGCAUUAACGACAAUAAACAAUGAAACAAAAAAAUCACCAGAUGGUUCUAGUGAAUCCGAUCCUACAAAUAUCCAAGUAUCAAAUGUCGGUGACAAAACCGAAAACGUUGAUAAUUUGAAGGAUACUAUAGAACAACAAAAAUCAUUGUCAGUCGUUGAAUCAAGCGUUGGACCGACACCAGCAAUUGUAGCAAAACAAGAUGCUCAUGUUAAUGAAAACAUCAUAAAAGAUUCUUCGAAUACACAAGCUUCACAUCAACUCCGAGGCCGUAAAAGACGUCGUAGUGGUGAUUCGGCGAAUAAUAGUGGUAAGAAGACGCCCAAAGAUUCGUCAAAAUCAUCGAAAAAGUCACAGCAAGAUGAUUCAAACGAUCCCGAAUCGACAGCAGUGAGCAAAAUGGAUUGGAACAAAUCAUCAACAACUGGAGAAGAUUGUGGUCAAAGAAAUAAUGAUAAUGAUGAUAGCAAAAAUGUCGAUUCAUCUUUUGUUGGUUCGCAUACAUCAGCAUCCAAUGUAUCAUCUACCAGUAGUGAGCAAAUGAUGAUGAGAGUUCCACCCCUACGAAUCGUGUUGCCACCAUCGAAUUCAAAUUCGGUGGUCAACUCUUCAAGUGUGAGUGUUGUCGGCAGUGGUGUCAAUAGUACUGUGAAUAGCGGAACUUCUGGAUCCAAUCCACCGAUGAUCGUGAUCAAUUCGAUAAACAGUGGCAAUGGAUCACAAACUGUUUCUUGUGUUGAUCAAUAUGGUAAUGGAAGUAGUGCUAUCAAUGGAAACAAUGUUAUAAAUGGUGGUCAAACCGCACAAAAGUAUCCAUAUGUUGUUUCAACGACCGGUGAUCAGCAGCAAAUGGAAUCGGUGGAUAAUUCAAAUGCUGAAUCGGUAACAAAUUUGAAUACCAAUACAUCUGCUGUGAUAUCAUCAACAUCAUCGAAUUUGGGUGCAGCUUCGUCGUCAAUUUUUGCAAGUUCGGCAUCGACAACGACUAGUACUGCUACAACCACCACGACAGCAUCAAAUCAUCGAAUUACACGAAGUAGUCAACGUGUAGCUCAACAAAAACAUCAUCAUGAUGAUGAUGCACCUGUUUCGACUGGUACUAGAAAAAAGAAAAAUCGAUCAUCUUUGGGUCAUGGCCAUGCAGUGGGAAAUACGAAUGCUUCAAAUACAACAACUACUGGUGGUUCUGGCAAUUCAAAUAAUACUAUUGUUGGUGGAGCCAAUACAAAUUCCAACUAUUACAAUUAUUCGAAUGAUCGUGGUUCUGGCGCCAAUAGCGGACAAACCAAUUUAAAUCAAUCAAAUCAACUGUCUGGGACUAAUUCUUCCGGACAGAUCGGUGAAAAUGCUGAUGGUGAUGGUAGCAAUAAUAAUAAUGAGGCUGGUAGUGGUGGUGAUGGUAACGGUGGACCAAAUGGUUCUGGUAAUUCAAUUGGUUCAAACGGAGCAAACAAUGAAUUCAACAUGAAUCUUUAUCAGUAUCAGGCAGAACGAAGUUCACAUCGAAUGUUCAUGGCUAUUCGGGAUCAUGUACGCCGUCGACGUCGGACCAUGCCAAUACCGAUAAUGAAUGAAUCAAAACAACCGCCUGGAUUUCAUAAUUAUCUAUUAAAUCGUUGCGAUUACCUAUUAAAAACAACAUCACAGCAAAAAUUGCCCGAUCUUUUACAAAUGAUUUCACCACCGGAUCAAUUGACCAAAGAUUCGCCAUUGUUUUCAUUGUUUAUUGAACAAGAACGUGAACGUCAUCAUUUGCGUUUGCGACAUCGAGUCGAACAAGAAAAACUUUGUAUGGUUGUACAACAGGAGACAUUACGUCUUUAUAAUCGUGCCGAUAUGUACAAAAAAAAUCAAACAAUGCCAUUGUCGGUGUGUACAUAUUUGAAAGAUGAAGAACUUUAUAACAAACUUGAACUUGAAACUGACCAUUCCCAAGAUAACGUGAUUAUUGCACAGAUCAAAACAGAUAAUCCAUCAUUUUUGAAUGACGGUCCAUCGGCAUUGACCGGUUGUGGACGUAUUCGUUUUAAUGGCCGUGUUUUUCUAUCAUGGAAAAGUGAUGAUGAUGAUAAAUGGAACAAAAUCAAAAUAGACAUGUUGAAUCGUCAACGAUUGGAAGCAGAAUCAUUAGCAUCUAUUCAACGAUUACGGUGGCAAUGGAAACUGGCUGAAUUAGAACCCAAUAGUGCAACAGGAUCAUCCGCAUCAAACCUAACAACCGAUUUAAAUAAUUUGCCACCAAUGUCCAAUGUUAGUGAAUUAUUUGUGCCGAUCGUACAAGUUCAAAAAGAUUUUGAGCUGAAACCUAAUUAAUUGAAAAUUAAUUAUUUCUCAUUUAUUUUUUCAAAAAAAAUUUCCACUGAUAUAAAUUCAUUUAUUUUUUUCAUUUAAAAGUUAUUAAUAAAAAUACAACCAAAUUGACUAAUUUU